Molecule: messenger RNA, 1434 nt
Organism: Parnassius apollo (apollo)
Lineage: Eukaryota; Metazoa; Arthropoda; Insecta; Lepidoptera; Papilionidae
Source: the annotation of a GenBank genome assembly
AUGGCAAAUAAAACUGAUAAUUCUUUAAAAGUGAAUCCGGAAAAAGUUCCUCUUGAAACUGAUCAGGGUAUUUUGGAGAGCGAAGAGCGGAAAUGGGGAAUGCCUUUAAAAGAAGUUUACAAACAUGGACUCGCAUUCUAUAAAGAUAAAGAAGGUAAAGCCAUACAUUUAAGCUAUGAAGAUAGGUUGAAGCUUGUGGCAUAUACACAGCAAACUGCUCAUGGGCCACUAGAUAAAAAUUCCGCUGCACCACUUGGAGUUUUGGAUGUUAUUGGUCGCGACCGACGUGCUGCAUGGCAGGCUCUAGGACAAAUGUCUCAGUACCAAGCAAUGGCUGGAUUUGUACAUGCCUUAGACAGGUUGUGUCCGUUAUUCAAACCAUACUUAGAAGCCAUACACAAGGACUUAGAAGACAAGAAACAUCAGGAAUUAAAGAAACAAGAGGAAGAGCGGGCUCAUUUGGAAUUACAAAAUAGAAUAAUUCUAGAAAAGCAAAAACAACAGAGUACAAAGUUAACAGAAGACCAGCAAGUCCAGCGAAUAAAAGACGCUUUGAACGCACAAACAUACGAUCAAUUCCUUCAGUACGCCCAGCAACAGUUCCCCGGAAAUGUUGACCAGCAAGCAGUUCUAAUACGGCAGUUACAAGAUCAGCAUUAUCAACAGUAUAUACAGCAGCUAGCCGUCGACAAAAGGCUUGCUAGUUCCAAUUUUAAUAACAAAGAAGAUGGCGAUAAGGAAAAUGGAAAUAUAACUGAAGAAAUAGCUGAUGAUUGCAAUUUCAACAAGUCUGAAGCAAAAGAGCUUACUGAUAACAAAUCGAUGCAAACAUCAAACAAAACACAGACUUCAGAAUACAUAGAAGAGUCAAAAGUUGAAGAGGAAUCAGAAGAUGAUGGUUUCCCAGCGGUAGAAGAAGCCAGAAUGUGGACGCGUGGAGACAUUAGUCAAUUUAAGGAGUCCGCUUAUGCGGGUGGUGGAAGAUUGACUGUGGGCCAAGGCGAAACCGUCACUGUUAGAGUGCCGACACACCGGCGCGCACGUUGUCUGUGCUGGGAGUUCGCCACCGACAACUACGACAUAGGUUUCGGUCUGUACUUCGAGUGGAGUAAAUCUCCGACAAGCGAAGUGACAAUCCACGUGUCGGAGAGCGAUGAGGACGACGAUGCCGAUGAUGAUGGGUAUGGUGAUGAAGAAUACACUAUACAAGGAAACACAACGGAUCUUGAAAUAGGCGGCGAACGACGCACACUCAGCCAUUCGCGGCCGCUCGUGAGCCUCGUCGUGCCGAUAUAUCGCCGAGACUGUCACACAGAGGUGUACGCGGGCUCCCACACGUACCCAGGCGAAGGCGUGUAUUUAUUAAAGUUCGAUAAUACUUACAGCCUUUGGCGAUCAAAAACGUUAUAUUAUAAAGUAUAUUACACUCAGUAA